AACAUUUGCACCUAAAUAUCUAUUAGAAGUUCCAUAUAUGUGCUACUUGAGUGGAUAUAAAGGCAAUAUUACUGUAGACUUUAGUGUACAUGGGACUGGUGUGUAGUAAUACUACUACUGACACUUAUAAUAUGACUAAAAUAGAAAACUAUAAUAAUUAUAAUACACAUUUCUUAUAUAUAUAUAUAUUUACAAAAAUACUAAAAUAGAAAACUAUAAUAAUUAUAAUACACACGUACAUAUAUAAAAUAAUAUUAGAAAUAUAAAUGAGAAUAAUCGGAAAUUAUGUCACAUCAACAUUCCAUAAGUGCUAUUGAAUAAGAUCUUGAGAUCUAUCAAUAGUACCAACCUAUCUCAUGGGAGGAGUAGCCCCAUAUGUAAUGCAUGAAAAAAAAAAUUCCCCUCCAUGUAUGAAGCAUGUUUAACCGUUUCUCUUCCCGUCAGUCUCCUCCCUCAGGUGUUCAAAAUUUCGGCUAUAAAUUGAGACAAGAGAUGAGCCCAAAUACAUGCACUUUUCUGAGCUCUUCAGCAAGAUCCUAACAAGAAGAUUUUUCCUCAGAAGCCAGAGAGCCUCUGCGUCCAUUAAGCCAGCAGCAUCAUUACCACUGAGGACUCCAAUCUUCUCUCCUCUACCUCCAGAAGACUUCAGCAGCUUGUCCACCAGAAUGACUCCUCGGUCUCUCCUCCUGUCCGUCCUGGUUCUGCUGUCUUUCUUCAGCACUGCCUGGUGCAGUCCCAUGUGCAACAACCAGUGCUGCCGUUUCGUGGAGGGCUUCCCGGUCAGGCUGAAGAAGCUCAGAGAGGACUAUUCACAGAUCAGAGACUUCUAUGAAGCAAACAAUGACUUAGACACAGCGCUGCUAGACCAGAGCGUCGAGGAUUCUUUCAAAAGCCCGUUUGCCUGCCACGCCAUGAACAGCUUACUGGAGUUUUAUCUUGGCACGAUUCUGCCAACAGCCUUGGCUGGAGUGACCGAGGACAUCAAGGACUUAAAGCCCCACAUGGAGUCCAUACAGCAGAUCUUCGACGAGCUCAAGAGUGAUGUCACCAGAUGUAGACAUUACUUUGCAUGCAAGAAGCAGUUUGACAUAAAAACCCUAAACUCUACUUACACUCAGAUGGAGAGUAAAGGUCUAUAUAAGGCCAUGGGUGAGCUGGACCUGCUGUUUAACUACAUUGAGACAUAUCUGGCUUCUAACCGGCACAGAAAUCCCAGAGCGGCCUAUGUUUGAAGACCUGCUGACCCUAACCUGCAUUCAGUCUAUUAUUUUCAGUGUUAUGAAAAGUGUUGCUAGAUGUUUAUUUUGUGAGCCUGCUGAAGUGAUGUCUUAGUUGUUCUGAGACUUCUGUUUACUUUUUUGUCCUGAGGACAAGUUUCCGUUUCAAGACCAUAUUGAGUCUUACAUGAAGUUACAACUAAAACGUUCGCUUAAGAAGCUGAUUUAUUAUUUAUUAUUUUAUCAUAUAUGUAAAAUGUAUUUAUUAUGACUACAUGUGUAUUUUUACAGAUGAAUAAAUGAUCAUAGUUGAUAA
This is a messenger RNA of Micropterus salmoides (largemouth bass), 1533 nucleotides long. RefSeq names its product interleukin 10 (gene il10). The transcript has 5 exons. Gene Ontology annotation, cellular component: extracellular region. Gene Ontology annotation, molecular function: cytokine activity. Gene Ontology annotation, biological process: immune response. Bases 507 to 1232 code for a protein of 241 amino acids. The record is from RefSeq and is a predicted model, not a curated record. NCBI's taxonomy places the organism in Eukaryota, Metazoa, Chordata, Actinopteri, Centrarchiformes, Centrarchidae.